This is a messenger RNA of Chelonia mydas (Green sea turtle), 1060 nucleotides long. RefSeq names its product olfactory receptor 6C4-like. The coding region runs from base 57 to 938 and encodes 293 amino acids. The record is from RefSeq and is a predicted model, not a curated record. Gene Ontology annotation, molecular function: olfactory receptor activity; G protein-coupled receptor activity. Gene Ontology annotation, cellular component: membrane. Gene Ontology annotation, biological process: G protein-coupled receptor signaling pathway. The transcript has 2 exons. Lineage: Eukaryota; Metazoa; Chordata; Testudines; Cheloniidae.
GCUCCUUUUGCUGGGGAUAGAACAGGAAUGGAGUCUUAGAACUUUUAAUACAUCCCAUGGCAAAUGCUGACUGUAGAAAUCAAAUGUCCAUGGAGAAAUUUGUCCUCCUGAGAUUUGGGAAUCUCCCUGAACUUCAGAUUCUUCUCUGUCUGCUGUUUCUAGCAAUCUACAUGGUGACCAUGGCCGGGAACAUCCUCAUUGUUGUACUAGAUGUGGCUGAUCAGCACCUUCGCACCGCCAUGUACUUCUUCCUGGGGAACUUGUCCUGCUUGGAGAUCUGCUACACCUCCACCAUCCUGCCCAGGGUGCUGGCCAGUCUCCUCACUGGGGACAGAAUCAUUUCUGUUAGUGGCUGCAUGACACAAUUUUAUUGUUUUGGUAUCCUAGCAGCCACAGAAUACCAUCUGCUAGCAGUGAUGUCUUAUGAUCGGUAUCUAACGAUCUGCAAUCCACUCCGUUAUGCCACUCUGAUGAACAGCAGUGUUUGUUUCCAGCUAGUGGGUUGUUCCUGGACAAGUGGCUCUCUGGGCAGCAUCAUAGUAAUCAUUUUAAUGACUAAAAUAAAGUUUUGUGACUCCAAUGAAAUUGACCAUUUCUUGUAUGAUUCCUCACCCACCAUAAAACUGUCCUUUAGUGAUACCCAGCUUCUAGAACUCACGAUUUUCACGCUCUCCUCCAUCAGGUCACUGGUCCCAUUUUUAUUCACAUUGGCGUCCGUUUGCAUCUUCAACACCAUCCUGAGAAUUCCUUCCACCACCAGGAGGCAAAAGGCAUUUUCUACCUGCUCCUCUCACAUUGUCACUGUCACAACACUUUAUGGGACUCUGAUUAUUGGCUACAUGGUUCCAACUGCCCACCAUUCAAAGGACUUACACAAGGUAUUCUCUGUCUUCUACUCUGUCCUGCUCCCACGGUCAACCCCCUCAUCUACAGUCUGAGGAACAAAGAGGUCAAUGAGGCCCUGAGAAAGGCUCUCAGUAAGUUUCUGUCUUUUGCAAGACUUCAGACUGUAAAAUUAACAGAUCUCUAUCAGUGACCUACAGCAGGAGAUUCUGGAAGA